Messenger RNA from Aedes aegypti (yellow fever mosquito), 2308 nucleotides. RefSeq lists its product as uncharacterized. The transcript has 5 exons. The record is from RefSeq and is a predicted model, not a curated record. NCBI's taxonomy places the organism in Eukaryota, Metazoa, Arthropoda, Insecta, Diptera, Culicidae. The coding region runs from base 163 to 1260 and encodes 365 amino acids.
GCAAAAAAACUUAGAAAUUUAAUAAACCAAAACUUAUGAACGAUGAUUUUUUCGAUUUCAAUACUCGCUUAUUGAUUCUUUACCCGUCAGUAAAGCUUUCCAUACCUGCCACUUAUGAAUGAAAUAAGUAGCACUGUUGUGAAAACAUCAUAAUCGGAAUUUAUGAAAGCAGAAGUAAAGAUGGUGUCGAUCCCCGAAAGCUGUGUCUUGGACGAGCAGGCUUUAUUUGCCGAUUUGUUCGAGGAAGUUCCAGCGGAGUGCAUAGAUUUAUUCCGCCGUGUGAAAUUCGGCAUUGCUGAGCUGUUAACGGUGAACGAAGAAGAUUUUGUAUCGAUAUUGGCCGUAAAUUCUCCGCCCUUCGAAGUCGCCCAGAUUUGGAAGUGGAUUGCCAAUUGGCGGAGAAGAAACAAUCUUCAAAAUUGCGUAUUUGUGCAAGAAGUGAACCCCCCAUGCGAGCAGGAAGUGGCAGCGGAAUUAGUGGCUAAUGCAAAUUCGGCUACCCAAGCAACCCCCAUCGAGCCUGUCAUCCAAGAAGAUUUGGUCGCUAUCACGAAUGAUACCGUAUUUGCCCAGGGAAAAAGUUCCACAAACAACAAUUGCCAGGACGGAAUCCCUGAGAAAGCCGAAGACGAUUUAUGCAGUGUCAUAAAAUGUGAAGAUUCAGACAUAGUCGAUGUAGAGAUUCCAAAAGGACGACCGGAAGAAAGACACUCAUUGGCAUCACCUUCUUUCCUGACACCAAAUCAUCUGCGUGUUUUACUGGAGAAAACGGAUUAUGGUAGGAGAGUUUUGCAGGCCGCAAACACACACACUCUAUCCGACGCCGGACAAAAGCUCGUAGUUGAUACUGUGGCUCGGUUCCACCUAUCCCAUGGCCGGAAGACCACUGCGGAAUCGAUAAACGAACUCAGUAACGUGAUAAUCCGUGUUUUCCCAAAGGAAUCUAAGGACACGUAUUACAUACCUAAGGCCGGUCGGUCUAAUCCCGGAGGAAAACUAUUCAGCAGAAUCAAUUACAUUAAGCAGUCAGAUCGACAAAAACUUAAAAAGGAAGAAGCUCAUGUUGCUGGUCCUGGUGAAGAAGGCAUCGGAGCGCAAAAACUGCCGGCUGAGGUGGAAGCAGCAGUACAGUGGCUUGCCUUAAACAUUGCUCCAUGGUCAACCGUACUUUGCUUGUGGGAAGUUAGCUACCCGGCCAGAAAGGAAUACAUAACGCUGGUGAACAUUCCCAGAAGUGGGAAGCGUUGUACGAACCAGUAGCUCGAUAUGUCGCUAAAUACGGCAAAGACUGUUCCACGCAGCGUUUAGUCCCAAUGCAUCAGGAACACCACAUUAUCUUCAGGUAAGCUAAUAUAAAAAUAUAAACGCGUUGCAGCAUUCCAUUUAUACCUUAUUUAGUAAUAGUUGCCACGAACAAACUGAAAAAAAUACUAGCAAUGCCAAGUGACAUCACGUUUUUUAAGUAAAUUGACAUUUCGAUCUAAUAACUAGAGUAACAUAUCAAUAGUUCCAAAUUUGAGUAGAAAGAAUAAAACAAUAAUGAAUAGUUUAGUACUAUCUUAUAUACAAUCUUAAUAAAGAAUAUUAAGAACGCUCUUAUCAUACAAAUAAUAUGAUGUAUUUUCAUGCUAAACUUGACUUUGAUCGUUUGCAAAAAAAAUUGCAAGUUGCAACUUGCAAAUGCAAGUUAUAUUACAACUUGAAUUUUUAUCAAUAGUAAAUAUUACGAACCUACAACGGUGUUAUUAUUGUUUUAUUUUUACGCAAAGAUACCGCCUUCGGUUAAAAUUGCAUUUGUAUGUAAAAUGAGCGAUCAACUAUCAAUUUAUUCAUUCUUAACGUUUAUUGAACUACAAAAUAUUGCAUGAUAGGGUCUAUUGAUAUGUUAUACUAGAUAUCCAUCCGUCACGAUCAGUGCAUGCAAGCGGAUCUUUCGAUUUUGUUUAUAAACUUUUAAUCGCCGAAUCACCCGCUGAUGGCGCUGAUGAAGCUCCGACAAUCAGGGUGGCCAGACCUAACGAUUUCUCGGUAGUACUAUCCCCGUUAAACAUUUGACAGUUCAACAGCCGACUAAAUAGGUUGAAAAAUCGGGCGAUCGUUGCACCGAUGCUUAUGGAAGUUUAACACAGGGAUCAACUGAAUAUCACCCGAUUAAAUUGGGUGUGCCGACGUAAUCCUACUAAAUAGUUAGAAAAGUCAGUUGAUUAAAUAAAAUCCAACCAAGUUGACCUACUAAACACCAGAUUUCGUCGGUCACCCGAUUCAAUAUGGCGAUUAGUCAGUUAAUCGCUGUGUGAAAUUUCCAUAA